CAGCUCAAAACCACUGCGCAGAUGUGUGCGCAGGUUUUUAGUAAGAUAGCUAGAUAUUACUUUUGAGACGGAGACGCGAACGGCUUCGGCACCAAAACACGAAAGAUGCCAUUUGCCAGUGACAAGCUAUACGAUGGAUACUUGCGGCGGAAUAUGGCGGACAUUGUGUAUAAUGUGGAACCGACACAAAUAAUGAUCCGUCUGCCUUGCUUGACUUCUCAUGACAGGGAAACCAUUCAGGCAAAAAGAGAUAUUCGUGGGGACAUUGAAAGCAUGGAGUUACUUCUGAAAUGUCUGAAGAGAAGAGAAAACUGGCCAGAGCAGUUCAUCGCAGCACUUGAAGCGUGUGAGCAUUCAACUUUAGCAGCUGAGAUUAGAGCAGAAUACAAUGCUCUGAGAGUCAUCCACAAUUCCAACCCCAGCUCCCCUCCAACGACUGUCAACAGGGCACACGUCCACCCUGCACCCUCUGCCAGUCAUAUGUCCCUCCCAGAGGGUGGUGCAAACAGUCAGGCUAUUGUUGAUCCACCAGCUGAAGCAUCAGCUCCUCCACAGCCAGCUGCCCAGGCCUCCCCCCCUCUGGAAACCCCUGUGCAGCAACAAGUCCCCCAGAGCUCAGCAGCCAACGUUCCUGAGGCAGUUUCCCCAUCUGAGCCUGUCUCUGAGCCUCCACAGUCAACUCAGAAUGAAGUGAUACCCCGUCCAACACCUCCUCCUUCCCCUGUUACCCCACAUAAUCAGGCCACUAGAACCCCACCGCCUCAGAGGGAGAUUAGAUCUCACCAGGAGCCGGUGGAAAACUCAGAAUCAGACAUCCAGGAUAUCUCUGGUGGUAUUGCUGUGAUCCCUGAUCAGCUGAUUGCAGGGAACAGUGAGGUAUCGAUCAACUCUGUGGCUGCUCUUCAACCAUCCCGUCCUGUUGAGCAGUCUGAAACAGACUCUCCGUCCCACCCAGAUCCGGUCCAAACAACAACAACCGCCACAGAGGUCAGUCCACCACAGAGUCCCUCUCCAACUCAGAUAAACUCAGAUGGGACCGAUGGAUCCUCUUUCCCCAUGAUGACCCCAGAGAGGCCUCCAGUCCAGGACACCACCCCUCCUGUUGACCUAAAACCUGCUGCUGUCCUGCAGCCUGAACAGCUAUCAGGACCUCCUGCUACACAGGUCGUUGAAAGCAGCCCACAGACAGAAACUGCAGCUACAACCCCCCCCCUGCCUGUUGCUGCUGGGAUGGACGCCUCUCUCUGUGAUGACAACACGGUGUGUCUGAGCAAGCCUGGCCAACUCAUCAGCAUCCCCCCACAAAAUCAUGAGCGCCCUACUAUCCCUGCGCCCAGCUCACCGGUGCAGCCCUACUCAGGGAAUAGUGAGCGUCUGGAAAUGAGCAAUGCUGCAGGUGACACUGUGACCUCUGCCUGCCUUUCUGCAUGCUCUGCUGUCAGCUCCACCACCGAGAGCACAGUGUCUGCACUGCCAUGCCAGGAGAACGGCAUUGCUCUUAACCAUAACGAACCGGAGGAAAACCAGUAUGACUCUCCUUCUCAGAGUUUGGGAACACAGGAGGUGCUGGAGAACGUGGUGCAUGUAUCCGAGGAGGCGUCUAUCCUUAACCUAGACGGCCAAAGCCCACCACCACAAGCUCAAAUCGUCAAUGAUGAAGCAGCCAAGGAGAUCACGCCUGUACCACCACCAUUCACCAACACUGUUGAUACUGUAUCGAGUGUAAACACCCCCUCCAGUGAGAACUACCACCCCUCUGAGCCUGCACCUGCUGAUAUUUCACCACAGCCGAAGACACUGCAGGAUUUAGAGAAGAAGGUGGCCUCUGGCACCCUGACAACUAAUACAAAGUACAUUCUGACCGCUGCAGGAGUGGGCGCCUGUGUACUGCUGAUGGCGUGGAGGUUUAAGAGAUAAGGGGAUUUAAUACUAUAGUUCGUCGUUUCUGUCUCCCCCAUGAAGAAUUCUAAAUAAUGACAACACUGUCGGUGCAUCCACAUGACGCAAUCCUUCGGUGAACAUGCACCACCCCCACCCCUGCUCCACGCGGUUGCUAGUAGCGUUUCUCCCAUCAAAUUAAGAAGGACACGGAGGACAAAAAAAAACCAUUAUGGACUCUUCAGAAGAGGUAAUUAUAUUGUAAUUUUUAUGCAACAGAAAUGAUGGUGAUGGCUUUUGACGUUCAUUAAUGUAAAAUAGUCACGCACUAUAGCUUUAAAGACCCCCUAUUAUGCUUUUUUGGAUUUUUCCCAUCUUUUAAUGCUAUAUAGUUUUUUGUGUAUGAAAUAGAUUGCUUUUGAGAAGUACAAAACACAUGUCACUGCAAAAGGACCUAUAUUUCCCACAGAAAGCACUUUUUCUCAGCUGCCUAAAAACGCCUCGCCCACAUUCCUGUUUGAAAUUCCUCAACUAGUGAUACCACUGAUUGAGAAUGCCAGCCCAGUUUUUGCAUAUGUGCUGCUCAUUAGUGCUGCCUUAAGGCCGUUUAUGCUUCUGCGUCGAAUCGACGGCGUACCCCCGCAGACCCCUCUGCGUCUACACCGGACCCUACGCUGUAGCCUGACGUGAACCUCUCGAAAAAUGUAACUACACGCCGCAGCGACGCUCAGCCGUGGCUUGGUAGCGUUGCAUUUCCGCUGACUCAUUUCCUGGUUCUCCUUCUCCAUAAACAACAUGAAAUCAAGGAGAGGGUUAACUUCUCCUGCUCCAGAUUUCCCACCUUGGUCAGAAAACACAGGGGAGACACUUUGUUUCUCUUGCUAUGACUAUAGACUCGCUACUCGCUCACACACUGUUAUGGUUAUGGCGCCUUAUUGUAGUCACUGGACUGGGAUGACGUGAGGCAUCUGUUUAAUAAUUACCUUUAGUACCGAUAGCUGACUUGCCAGGCCGUUGAUUAUGUGUAUGUUGUUACGUUGGACUAUGUUUUAUCAUUUUACUGUUGAAUGAAGUUGACCCUAAAAACCAAAACUACACUUCUUAUCCUAGUUUGGAAACGUAAUGGAUCUGGGUUGAGAUCUCAGGUUUUUUAUGGACUUGCUGCAAAUAAGUGGUUUGUAAAGAUACACUGAUGCUGUCUUUUAUUGAUAGAAAUGUUUGUAUGUUCACUUGUCUGAAAAGCACUUUCAAGAUAAGACUGCUGGCUGUCAUUCAGUGAGGGUUAUUCUACCAAGUACCAGUUUUACUGGAUGUGAACUGCGGAAGAAAGAGUACCAGCAUCCCACUCUGUAAAUGAUGGCUAGUGCACUGUCUGUAUUUAUUUGUACAUACAGUGUAUGUAUAGAUACAUACAGCAUAUAUACAUACAGUGUAUAUAAAAUUCCCCACUACCCCUAUCCUGGGUCCUAAGGGUUCUGGGCAGUAUCUUAGCUGUUCCUUGGACUGCACUCUUCUGGACCGAUACCUCAGAUGUUGUUCCUGGAAUUUGCUGGAGCCGCUGUCUCAGUUUUGGGGGUUACAGCCCCAAGUGCUACCAUUACCACUGGAACCACUGUUGCCUUUGCUUUCCACAUCUUCUCCAGCUCUUCUCUAAGCCCUUGGUAUUUUUCAAGCUUCUCGUGUUCCUUCUUAUGAUGUUGCUGUCGCAUGGGAUGGGUACAUCUAUCACAACUGCCUUCUUCUGCUGAACCCAGUUUGGUUAGCCAUCACCAUUAUAUCAGUCUGGAUCUGAAGUUCCACAGAAGCUUAGCUUGAUCAUUCUCAGCCACCUAAACACACACACACACACACACACACACACACAUAUAUAUAUCUGAGGAUAUGAUAAAACAUAUUUAUUUGCCAUGGCUGUCUUCUUCUUUGUAUUAUAUGUGUAAUUGGUGUCUAACUCUGUGUAUUUUUCUCGUUUUUGUUUUUUUCUUGAGCGGAGCUGCUCGGAAUACAAAAUGAAUUUCAGUGUAACCUGACAAGUUGUAUCGUAUGGUGCAUAUACUAUAUACAGCUGAUAUAUGUAUUUAAAAAAAGAAUCUCAAAGAAUUCUCAAAGAGUCACUUCAUAAUAAAAUUACAUACUUUGCAAAUGUAUUUGUAAAUCCAGACCAGUUGCUCCCACACUUUUUAAAACCAUGGUAUGUCCUGUGUGUUAACCGUGAGCUCUCAUGUCAUUAGUAGCAUAUUUAACUGGUAAUGUAAAUUGCUUCGUUUUUUUCCGUUUUAAUGUUUGAAAACCUCAAAAGAAUAAAAAUGUAGUUGGUGUAAGCGUC
Perca fluviatilis (European perch) is the source of this 4201-nucleotide messenger RNA. Its product is annotated as mitochondrial antiviral-signaling protein-like. Bases 106 to 1917 code for a protein of 603 amino acids. The record is from RefSeq and is a predicted model, not a curated record. NCBI's taxonomy places the organism in Eukaryota, Metazoa, Chordata, Actinopteri, Perciformes, Percidae. The transcript is spliced from 5 exons.